GAAUGAUCUGAAUUGUUGGUCCAGUUUGGGGCUCAUGAUGGGGACCACGCAGAUAUCUCUUUGUGUGCUUCUUAGUUGUUUUAUUGCUGUUCAGUCUGUUCUGUAUCACAAUGGCAGAUUCACCCAGGAUUUUGUGGGAGUUUAUGAAAAUCGAGUGCCUUUUUCAUUUGGAAGAAACUUUGAUUUUACUCCGCAAGACACAAUCUUCAGCUCCUGGCGAUCCUGGAGCCCUGACUUUCACAGGCUAGCUGGACUCUCUCCCUUCCUCAGUGUUCCCAGAGUACAGGUGUAUUGUGAUGCAUCGACACUAACCGUGCUGGUUGAUAAGAGUGUCGGUGGUCUCAAACUGACUGGAGAGGAAAUACAGCUGGGCAAUGGCUGCUUCAGCAAUGGAGAGCUUGCAAAUGAAUUUGUCUUCACUUAUGGUUUUGAUGAAUGUGGAACUGCACCUAUGGUGGAGGACGACUUGGAGGUGUUCACCAACACCCUGUUCUUGAAUUUAAGAAGAAUUUCUCCCACCUGGUGGAAAACCCCCUCUGCAGUCCACGUGUUCUGUGUUGCAAAAAGGUUGAAAAAUAUGCCAAAGUUUAGCGACACAACGCUUCCUGAAAAUGAUGACAUUAGCAUCAAAGCCAUGAGUCCGUCCUGGACGAGCGCAGCACAGUCAAAUGUCUACAAAAGAGGCCAGGCUGUCAAUCUUCAGGUUUUGGCUAAAACCGGAACAAAUCAACAGGUUUUCAUCAAGUCCUGCUUUGUCUCUGUGUUCCCUGAGCCUCGGGCCAAACCAAGGCAAAGAGUCAUAUUUAACAAAGGGUGCGUAACCCCAGUGGGUUCCUCCACUACUAUAGUGACGUUUGUAGCCUCCAACACAGCAGAUGCGGUUAAUUUUGUUCUGAACACGUCUUAUCUCAUUUCUGAGUUGUAUAUCCACUGUAGCGUGCUGAUCUCAGGCCAAGGUGUCACCCCUGGCUCUAAGUCCUGCAACUACAAUGUGAUUGAAUCAAGAUGGGAGGAACUAAGUGGUGAUUUGGAGGCAUGUGAGUGCUGUAGCUCAAGGUGUAAAGGCAAAAACCGUCCUGGUGAUGCCAAAGCAAUGGUCAGCACUGGUCCCUUUGUCAUUGUUGAUGAAGAUGGUGAGAGAACUCCUCUGCCUUCAGUCUCCGAACAAGAAACUGCUAACAUCCCAAACUCCAUGCAGUCUGCUCUUCCAGAUCCUGCUGAUGUGAUAGUUUCUGCUGCUUCUAUUCCAAGAAGCAAAUUCAAUGCUGGCCCAGAGGGUGUAGUGGUUGUGAGUCAGGACCCUGCCACCAGGCUGACGCUUUGGCUACCUGAACAGGUGCCUCCUCAGUCUGACUCGAAUGAUACUCCCACACUGCGUUCUUCAACCACAGAUCAUGAACCUCAUCUGAAUCCAACCAAUGAGAUCAAAGGUCAAAGUUUCAGUAGUCUUUCUCCGUCAACUAUGAAUUUGCCAAUUAUGGUUAACGGGUGGAAGAUUCCUCCACAACCAGCAAUUCCAGAGGACUUGAAAAGAAAAAGCCGGUCUGGAAGAUCUGGGAACUUUGACAGCAAAGAGGAACCGGUUGACUUUUCUCUGCCAGCUGAGAUUAGUGUAAAGUACCUUAUGCUGAUUAAAGGGCCAAAUCCAGCAGAAUUGGACAAGACAGCUGCUGUAGAGGAAUCCCAAAGUGAAAAAUGGCUGCAGAAUGAGAUUAAGCACCCAAACCGUGAUGACCUGCCCCAGAUGCUGACCGAUGGUGCUGUGAUGCCUGAAGGAACACAGGAAAUCCCACCAAUAACACGCUCCAAACUCACCUUUUCCAAAGCUGCUGAUGGGUCGCAGACGCUGAGUUAUGAGGAAGAGGCAGUGGUGCAGAAGAAAAGUCCAGUGGAAAGAAAACAGUUGAAACUAAAGGGGCUGCAAUCAACUUUCUUGAAUUUGUUGUGGAGGAUGAAGAAUGCAGAAUAACCACGGCUUACUUUAAACUUGUACUUGAGAUAAAUAAAACUGAUGUACACUAA
Molecule: messenger RNA, 2022 nt
Organism: Oreochromis aureus
Lineage: Eukaryota; Metazoa; Chordata; Actinopteri; Cichliformes; Cichlidae
Gene: zpcx
Product: zona pellucida protein C
Exons: 9
Coding region: 35-1969 (644 amino acids)
Biological process (GO): positive regulation of acrosome reaction; binding of sperm to zona pellucida; egg coat formation
Cellular component (GO): extracellular matrix
Molecular function (GO): acrosin binding
Source: RefSeq, a predicted model, not a curated record